Sclerotinia sclerotiorum 1980 UF-70 is the source of this 1197-nucleotide messenger RNA. RefSeq lists its product as hypothetical. The record is from RefSeq and is a predicted model, not a curated record. The coding region runs from base 1 to 1197 and encodes 398 amino acids. Gene Ontology annotation, molecular function: nucleic acid binding; RNA-DNA hybrid ribonuclease activity. The transcript has 3 exons. Lineage: Eukaryota; Fungi; Ascomycota; Leotiomycetes; Helotiales; Sclerotiniaceae.
AUGCAGACGAUAUCGCUUUGCUGGCCUCCUCGGACAGCCUACAAGAGAAUUGCGAAGUAUUACAAGCCAAUAUGCAAGAGGCCCUCGACUAGGGGAAAUCAGAAGGCAUCACCUUCGAUCCCAAGAAAUAGGCAUCUAGACCUCCUAAACAAAGUCGUUUUGACCUGUACAAGAGCCACUUUACCGGUUUACAAAACCACCAAUAUAGCAGUACUACAUGAGGAAUCCAAACUCAGACCCGCAGAGAUCGAACUGAACCAAACAACACAACUCUUCGCUGAACAAAGAGAAACCAGAGCCGAAGCCGAACUACGCGUCGUCGGCCCCAUAGGAAGAUCAAAAGCCCAAGCAGUCAAAGACUUCGAGACCUUCUACGCUUCGAUCCCAAGGAAUGACCUUCAGGUCUUCUCAGACGGCUCAAAGAACAAAGGCAAAGAUGGCGCUACAGGAGGCGGCUACAUUGUCACUCAAUACGAUAUAGAGGUGGCCCGUCACUUGUUCUCAUUAGGCCUCAAUACCGAAGUAUUCGACACUGAAGCUACAGCAGCAACUAGAGGAGCGGCAGCGGCCUUAGCUCAACCCUCGGCCAGAUUUGCCAAAGAUCUCUGGAUAUUUUUGGAUAACUACGAAGUGACUCUACGAUUAGGCUCUCACUUUAAUGGUUCAUCUCAAUCGGUCUUUGAUGAAUUCUUAGAUAUCUCUCGAGCCUGGGCGCAAAGACCUCGACUCCCACACUUACCCCCCAGCGAAAUUCGCAUCCGCUGGGUCCCAGGACACCUCAAUAUCCUUGGGAAUGAAGCGGUAGAUAAAGCUGCAAAAGAAAGAGCAGCUCUUCCUCCCCCCUCUAAUCCGAUCUGCACUUUAGCAUCACUCAAGAGACUAGCCAAAGUCAACGCUUGCAAAGCUGACAUUCAACUAUGGAAUAUCAUAAGCCCUCAAUACUACAAAGAUUUACUAUACACACAUACAAAUAAUACAAUACUAUUCUCUCUCAAAAGAGCAACUUUGAGCUACAUCCUUACAAUCAGAUCCCAACAUAGAGACUUCGCAAAAUACCACAAACGUUUCAAUCACACCUCAGCACUUCUCCUCUGUUCAUACAAGAAAAGGAAGACCCCAUUACAUUUAUUCUUUUGCAAAAAAGGGAAAGCGUAUUCGACAUUGAUAAAAAGCCCCUUAUCUGAAGCCAUCCCAUAG